AUGCCUCCCAGUGGCACCUCCUUCACAGCAUUGAACUUGCCUGCAGAUUUUACGCUCCCGCAAUGCAUGGAAUAUUUUACCCUGACAGCAGGGCCAAACACCGACCUCUGGCGAAAACCGCCCAACGGAGACACCGCGACAGCCCCUAUCGUGUUCACCUCAUUACGAAAUCCAUUCCUACUCGCCGAAGUUACAGUCACAGCGGACUUUGAAAUGGAAUGGGAUCAGGGAGGACUGGUCAUUUUCGCCGGAGCGGUGCCCCAGUCCAGCUCCUCAGAUACGGUGCCCUUGGUGCGAUCACGCCGUUUCGGGAGCAACCGCCCGAAUACGCAGUCCUGCAAGUGGGUCAAGGCAGGUAUAGAGUUUGGAUCUGGCACAGUCAACGUUUCAUCUGUCAGCGCAACGGCAGACGGAGCUGACUGGUCUCUCUCGCCACUGAGCAUACCGAACCGGAGACCGCAAGACAUACAUUCUGUGCGCCUAAAGCUCGAACGCGUCGGUCAUUCGCUCUGGCUCUGGUACCAGGUCCCAUCGCUGUCGCCGUAUGCGAUGACGCCGGCAGAGGCGGGAAGCAGGUGGAAGAAGAUGCGUGAGGUCAGCUCGUUCUUCUACGGCGUUGAAGACAAAUCCAUUCACGUCGGAGUAUACGCAAGUCGGCCGACGGAUAUCCCGCGCAGCAGCACCGUUUGGGAUAGGACGCAUCGGACAGGGUCGAGCUCCAGCGCGCCUGCAAUCGGCGACCACUUGAUCGUUGAGUUUGAAGACUUGGAGAUUUUGUGA
Molecule: messenger RNA, 780 nt
Organism: Aspergillus mulundensis
Lineage: Eukaryota; Fungi; Ascomycota; Eurotiomycetes; Eurotiales; Aspergillaceae
Exons: 1
Coding region: 1-780 (259 amino acids)
Source: RefSeq, a predicted model, not a curated record